Messenger RNA from Rhododendron vialii, 1668 nucleotides. RefSeq lists its product as uncharacterized. NCBI's taxonomy places the organism in Eukaryota, Viridiplantae, Streptophyta, Magnoliopsida, Ericales, Ericaceae. The transcript has 2 exons. The record is from RefSeq and is a predicted model, not a curated record. The coding region runs from base 825 to 1274 and encodes 149 amino acids.
AAAUUACUUUCCUAUUAAGAAACCCCACCCCAAAAGCUACAUCUUCAUUCUCCACUCUCUCUCUCUCUCUCUCUCUCUCUCCUACACAAUUCACUACCAUAAUCAAUAGAUCUCUUCAGUAUAGCGAUCUGUACAUGGAAUGCUGCAUUCUUUUGCAUUUUUCGGUAAGUUUAUAAUUUGAGUUGAUUCUGUCUUUCUAAUUGAAUUGGUCGGUUUGUUGAAGAAGAUUGGAAAGCCACCACAAGGCUAGGGUUAGGAUUAUUAGGAAUUACAUAUCGAAUUCAAUUGGUUGGCCUUUUCAAGAAGAUUGAACGUUUCCUACUUUGGUAGGUUUUUUUUUUUUUACAUAACUCAGGUGGCCGGGCCUUUGGGCCAACUUUCGUGCGCCUAGACUAAUCUUUAAGUGACCGACCAAUCACACCGUCAAUUUGUAGGUCCCAAUUAAAGCCUCUGUAGGUACUGACCCGAAAGCAAUUUGAUAGCACCAAAGAGAGACCUUAGGAGAGAGAAAAUUCUUAAGUCUCAAGCAUUGAUCGGUAAGCCAACCCCCUGGGGUUAGGGUAGGCUUUGUUUUUCCUUCUAAUUAGUCAUAUAUGCAUAGGGUUGAAUUCAGUUGGUUGGUUUAGGGAAGAGAAUGGAAAGCUAAUGCAAGGCUAAGAGGCUGGGGUUAGGGUUUUUGGGUGAAUUAAUUUGAUUCUGCAUUAGCUUGUUUGUUGAAGAAGUUUGAAGAAGUUAACACUCUGAGGGAAGGCUUAGGGUUGUUAGGGUUUAAGGUUUUGACAGAACGGAUUUUCGAGUUGGAAUUGAAUUAAAUCAAUCGAGAUAUGGCAUCUUUGGAUCCUGAGAUUGUCGAAAACAUCGAAGCAGAGAGGAAUAGGAUGGAAAAGCAACUUGCGUCCCUCACUUUAGCUGCGAGGAAUAAUAUGGAAAAACAACUUGAGUCCCUCACUUUAGCCGCUCCGGACGCACAUCUCCGCGAGCAGCUGACUCCUUUAAGUGACAAAGAUGAGGAAAACUUUGAUCCGGAGAGGAAUAAGAUGGAGAAACAACUUGCGUCCCUCACUCUAGCUGCUCCGAACGCACAUCUCCACGAGCAGCUGACUCCUUUAAUAGACAAAGAUGAGGAAAAUUGUGAUGCCAUGGACUGCGAUCAACAGAUCGAUGUUCCGAGUCAGUUGCCAAUGAUGGAGCCAGCAAAUUAUCGUUACUUAUCUGAAUUGUCGAACGAAGAAUUUGAGGAUCUGCUCAAGUGCACAGCGAGCAUAAGAUUAUGAAACUUCCGCUCAGAGCCAAGACAAGACGCCUUCGGAGAGGGAAGAAACAGCUUUGAGACAGCUCACUGACGAGAUGCCUUUGCAGAGGGAUUGAUGCGUGUCAUUUCAACUUGAUUGCAUUACGCCGUUGCUCCUGGAGCCCGGAGACUCUCUACUCUCAAUCCUGCCCUUGGUGAAUGAUUUGGUGUCUGUCUCUCAGAGAGUUCUACAACAAGAUUCCGGUCCAUUGACAUCAUCGACACUCUCGUAGUUUCUUCCGUCUAAUUAACAUCAGAAUAGUCUUGUCUUGGUCAAGGUUUUUUUAACAAGUUGUUUUAUGAGUUAGAUGAGUGAGUUGGUUCGUCUGUGUACCCAUAAAAUUCAGUUGAAUAUUGAGCCUCUGGUUGUUCAUGAA